AUGGCCACCGUGGCUGUUGAUGAUAUUGGGAACAAAUUGGAGAAGAAGAUCGAAAGCCCAUUGAUGGACCAGUCUCCCAAACAACCUCCACUGUCCCCGGCGCAAUAUUCCUCCAGGGCCCUCUCUCUGAGCCCUCGCAAGCAGUAUCCCUCUUCUCCCAGUCGCGAGGCAAGCUCCGCACAACUGCGACGCCGCAUAGGCGAUCUCAACAACAAAUGCGACAGUUUGGAGACCAAGUACUGCGAUCUUCGGGAGCUUGUCGUCAAGGAAGCCGAGCGCAAUUUUGAUCGUCUACAAAAGCAGAGCGAAGAGCGCGCAAGAGUCGCUAGUGCUCUCAUAUCCAGUCUGCAAGCGGACCUUGAAAUACAACGAGGGCUUGCGAGAGAGGGUCGGAUUGAUAAGACCCGCCUGGACCAGUCAGAGGAAAGAGUAGUAGAGUUGAGCGCCUCGCUGGCCGAAGCUCGAAAAGAAAUCAAGAAUCUGUCUGCAAAACUAUCCGCAAGCAGGACGGUUGAUGCAUCGACUGCCAGAGUUCCGGGCGGUGGCACAAAGGGCAAUCACUCUUCAGCUGCACUUGUCGUUGGUCCAGAUGCUGUUCAAGUGGCACAAAUGAAAGAUGACCUUUAUGCUGACUUGACGGGCCUCAUUGUGAGGAACGUCCGACGCGAGCCGAUUGAAGAUGUCUUUGACUGUCUUCAGACUGGAAGGAACGGUACUCUUCAUUUCAAGUUAUGUGUCCAAAACGAGGUCGCCAGCGAAAGCUAUGAGGAAGCACAAUUCACGUACAUGCCUCAACUUGACGAGAGCCGCGAUCGAGAGCUUAUCAAUCUCCUUCCCGAGUUCCUGACGGAUGAGAUUACCUUUCCCCGCCCUCAAGCAGCAAAGUUUUACGCUCGAGUCUCUAAAUCAUUAAUGGAACCUCCCGAGUAG
Molecule: messenger RNA, 930 nt
Organism: Verticillium nonalfalfae
Lineage: Eukaryota; Fungi; Ascomycota; Sordariomycetes; Glomerellales; Plectosphaerellaceae
Exons: 3
Coding region: 1-930 (309 amino acids)
Biological process (GO): homologous chromosome segregation; attachment of mitotic spindle microtubules to kinetochore; meiotic sister chromatid segregation
Cellular component (GO): nucleolus; mitotic spindle; monopolin complex
Molecular function (GO): protein binding; microtubule site clamp
Source: RefSeq, a predicted model, not a curated record